Molecule: messenger RNA, 6342 nt
Organism: Coniophora puteana RWD-64-598 SS2
Lineage: Eukaryota; Fungi; Basidiomycota; Agaricomycetes; Boletales; Coniophoraceae
Exons: 21
Coding region: 933-6134 (1733 amino acids)
Source: RefSeq, a predicted model, not a curated record
GUGUUGGGAACGAGCUCGGUGUCGGCGCCUUCUGCUUGUGAAGGGACUCCCGGGACCAGUGCAUAGGGCGUUGGCAUGUCCAUGUGAGACUGUGACGAUGCACUUGAAUCCGCGCUUAUGUUCCUUUCGUAUGGACUUCCUGACGAUUGUAUGGCCAAGGAUGAAGAGGACACGAGGUCGGGGCGAUCACUUGAGGUGGAGUCAUUGUUGCCGGAGGAAGAAGGGGAUAGGGAUGGGGACGUGCUGCUGAGAUUCGAUGUCGAGACGGAACGACGACUGUUGGGGAAGGAUUGUGUAACCGGAGGAGGAAGGAGACUGCCUGGGACCUGGCUUGGGGCGAUGGUUAUGACUGUUCGCUUGACUGUUUCGGGUGCGCGUUCAUCCUGCAACGACUUUGAGUUCGCACUCAAAUUUGAAGGUUGUGGAUAUCGUAUUCGUCGAAAGAGGUGUAGGAUGAGUUGUAUGGCUCGGGCAGAGCGGAAGUGGGCGGAGGACAAGAAGCGUCUGAACCAAGUGAGGAGGCCGCGCAAGAGAGCGCGAAGAGACCGCGUCAUGGGGCGAAUAAACGGCGAUAGGGGCCAGCUGAUGCUGUAGAUGUCUGCUCAGGUCGACACAGAGCGUCUUCAUACACCCAUUCGUCCUCCAAAUGCGCUCCUGUGUUGUGCUGUGUGGCCUCGAGGGCGGGCGGGUUGGUGGUGGGGUGGAAGAGCGGAUUAUGGGCGCUUGUUUUUCUUGGGCACAUGCUGUGUCGGUGUAGGUCCAGUCUUUCACGGCUGUCGAAACGGAUGGCAGCGCUAAAAGCACAACAACCGUCCUUUCUUCCCUUCUACCACCCCCUUCCCUGACCUACCUUGCUAUCGAUACCCCCAAGCUGCCCACCAGGCGCCUUUCUGGACGCGAUACCCCCCUUCCUUUGAGCGGCUAGGGCCAAGAUGACGACUGCCACCAACGGAUAUACCAACGGCGAGAUGGAGCAGGUCACGGUGAAGAUACGACCGCUCGUGGACAAGGUUCUCGCUCGAUACCCAGAACAGUUCACAGUCUUUCGUGAGCUGUUGCAGAACGCAGACGACGCGAGGGCAACAAGUGCCAAGAUACACUUUCGGACGAAGGAGUACAAUGACGGAGCGGAAGCAAAUGGUCAUGGUCACAAGGUCGUCGACCUCACCACCCCUGUCCAUACAUGGGUUGUAAGCAACAAUGGAGCUGUUUUCGAACCCCAGGACUGGAGUCGCCUUCGGAAUAUCGCCGACGGAAACCCUGGGUCGGACAAGAUUGGCGCUUUUGGUGUCGGAUUCUUCACCGUGUUUGGGAUGACGAACGAGCCAAAGGUGUCCUCGGGAGAUAAGUGGCUUAGGAUGUUCUGGGAGGGCGAACAGCUACGGAUAGAGAAGGGCAAUUGCCCAUCCUAUUCCGAGUGGACCGAUAUCGAGAUGAUGCUUGAGACUCCCAAACCGGUGCCGGCACCCUUCGACCUCACUCGCUAUCUCAUUUCCUCCAUGACUUUCCUCUCGCAUAUCACGGAGAUUACUAUCCUCCUUGAUGACCAAAUACUCUCGCGCGUUACGUCGACCACAGCCGAGUCGUCAUCAGUUGACAUCCCGAGUCGCAUGACUAAGACCAGCAGGCGAGGGACGAUGGAAGUUCAGUCCGUGUCCGUGCGCAGACAAGACAUCAAAGCCGAGCUUAUGCAGGGCAUGUCGCAGACUAGCACCACGAUCAACAAGAAGUACAAGGCGGGCAAAAUUCAGCCUAAGAGCCGCACGGAGAAGAUACAAGCUUUCUUCGGAGGGAAGAAAGACAAGAAGGACGGCUCACCUGAGGGCUCCGCGCCCAGUCUCAUCGAGCCCUCCGUGUCUACCGGGAGUAACGGUGCUGUGAACGGGACGACGAACGGCACUGGGCUCACACUCGAAAUCGACGCGGGAAAGAAAGACGUAUAUACCGCUCAAUUUACCAAGUACUCGACCGACGUUCUCGUGACACCAUCGAAAGAGCUCACGGCGGGUCUCAAGAGGGCGACGAACAAGGAACCCGCCUCGGAACUGGAAUUCUGUAUGACCUAUUUCAGCAAAGAAGAGUUCGAAAAGCGGGAGGAGGAGAACGCUUCGUGCCCAACAGGCAGCGUUUUUCAAGGCCCCGCGGGUUUGUUCUCAAGCGCCGAUGGAGAGUUCGCCCCGCGCAUCUUUAUUGGCCAAGGCACGUUGCAGACGACCGGUUUUGGCGCCCAUUUCGGCAGCCGGUUCAUCCCGACCAUGGAGCGCGGCACCGUCGACCUCGUCAAUGAAGGACCGAAGGAGUGGAACGAAGAGCUUCUCUACGUUGGCGGCUUCCUUGCUCGGCUCGUCUACGAGACGGAGAUGAACAAGCUGAAGCACGCCUGGCCAACGGGCAAGGACGACCUCCCGCUCAAGAACGGCCAGGAGGUCGACCGGCUGUUUAAGCAGGGCGUCUACGUCACGCGCUUCUUCACGGGGCGCACCUCGACGCCCGAUGCCAAGAUCGCGGAUCACAUCAAGGACGCGUUCUUCCACUGCUCCACCACCGACGAGUUCCCCAUCCUCUCGACGCACGGCAUUCACAACAGUAUCAAGGUCCGGCACCCCGCCGACGAGUACUCCGCGUUCGUGAAGAACGUGCCGCUCACGGCGAAGGAGAUAGGGCCAGGCGAGUUGUCACUGCUCAAUGACCUGCCGGAGCACCUCCAGAUCAGAUCUAUGUCGUUCAAGGAUAUCAUCGAAGAGCUGAAGGGCCGUGCUUUGGCGUCGCAGGAGGUCACACCGUUCAUCCGGUGGUGGGUUAGCAUCUUCAUGGACUCCGCCAACACGCGCGACAAGCGAACGGCUGCACGCUACAAGCUGUUCGACGUAACCACUUUCACUAUUCCCGGGACGACCCCUCGAGGAGGUGGUGGUAGCGGAGGCGGCCUUGGUGGGUUCGGUGGCAGACUAGGAGGGCUGGGCGCUUUCAGCGACUUUGGCAUAGGAGGGUUCUCGGAAUACGGCGCGGACGGCUCCUCAGCAGGCACGGAGGACCGCGUCGUGCGCAUGUCGACGAUUAAGACCUUCAUUGAGCAGCGCGCCGCGGGCGCGAUAAGCACCUUCGGUACCUUCCUCGCCCCCGAAGACCCGCUGCCUGAAGACACCAUGCCGCGCAACUUCACCGGCAACAUCGACAGCGAGACCAUCUCGCACGCGUGCGGGUGGAAGCCGCUGACGUUCUACGAUUGGCUGGUCAACAUGGCGCGCGAUGACGCGGAGCCGUCACAGAGCAUCGUGCGUUCGCAGCAGCGCGCGGAGCGCAUGCUUUGGGUGCUCCGCAACACCUGGCCCGGGCUUGCUCACGAUCAGCAGGCGAAGGUGAAGGAUUUGUUGGGCGAGCUAGAGUGUAUUCCGACGAACAUGGGUAUGAAGAAGCCCGGCGAGGCGUAUUUCCCAGAGGCGGAUAUCUUCCACGAUGUCCCCGUCGUGAAGCUGCAAACUUUCGCGAAUAUCCAGCAGUUCAGGGCUGUCUUUACAGAGCUUGGGGUCCAGCGGCACCUCAACAUCGAAAUUUUGCUAAUAAGGUUGGGUGAGCACUCCGAUUGGAGCGUGGCAGACGUCGUGCGGUACCUCAUAUCCGCGACUUCGUCUGCGACGGAGGCUUCAAUGGAUGCCGAUAUUGGCAUCGCCAUUCUCCGGGACGCACCUGUGUUCUUCGCCGAGAACGAAAAGGACAAGCGCUACCCGCUGAACGAGCUCUUUGCGCCGCUUCAAGAAAACCGCAGGCUUGGUCUACCCAUCCUGAAAUGGUCGCAGGGGGGCUGGCUUGACGGCUCCAGCGAAACCAUGUUCCUGUAUAGGAACGGUCUGAACCAAGCCCCGACCUUGCGGAAGUGUAUCGAUCUACUGUCAGAUACGUCUCCCGCGCCGAUCCGGGAUCACGCACUUCUGUUCUUCACCCGGUUCCACGACCAACUGUACAGGAGCUACGACCCGGAAAACUUCAAGAACGUUCGAUAUCUCCCGGCCAAGAGGGGAGAAGUCGAAUGCGUCGCGUCUCCUCGCGAGGUCUUCAAUGAGAACGGAUGGGCGGACCUUGGCUUCUACUCUGUACAUGACAAGGCCAGAGCUCAUAUUGUUCGGCUCAAGAUCAAGGACCGUCCCACGCCCGAUUUGGUCGUCGCGAAGCUGCGUGACAAUCCACCGCCGGAUCGCAGGGCUGCUAGCCAUUGGUUCAAAUUUCUUGGUAGGCGUGGAGGCUUGUCGACGACCCACAUGGCUGAGCUCGCGGAGCUUGACAUUAUCCCGUUCGAAGUGGUCAAGGGGGAGAACGUAGAGCAGGAAGGAGAACAGGAAGGAGAACAGGAAGGCGUCCAGGAGGUCCCCGCUGAAGGAUCGUCGACUCCAGUUUCGGCAACGGAGCUCAAGUAUCUCAAACCCAAGGAGUGCUACUUGAAGGCGGAGAACAGUCCUGAAUUCUACAAGAAGAUCUUCCACUAUAUCGACCUCGGCGAGCAGGCGAACAAGUUUCUGCUUCAUUGCGGAGCCAAAGAGGAGCCGUCGUGCGAGGACAUAGUCCGAGCGCUGUUGAAAGAUCGCGAGCGGUUCUUCAAUGAGGCGGGUGGACCAAACCUGUAUCUCAAUGAGAUGCGCCAACUCUCGAUGAAGUAUAUGACGCUUCCUCGAGACCUCCGCGACCAGCUCCGCCAAGAACCGCUUUUCUUAUGUUACCGUCGUGGCCAAACCACUGAGACCAUGCAAGAUGGCGAAGAAGCCACAUUCGACUUCCGUCCUGCCGAGCAGAUCGUCAUUGCCGACGAUGCAGAGAGUUACCGUCUUUUCAAGCAAUUCAUCUACAUCGCACCCAAGGAGCCUCUCGUCGAAGAUUGCUACCGUUACUUUGGCGCCAAAGACAUGAGCUCGAUCGUGCGGCACGACGUGAUCACCUACAACGACAUUGAAUCGCGCCACACGGGCGACGUACACUCUCUUAUCCUCGAGCGGCUGCCUGUGUUUAUGAACGAGUGCCGCGAUCGCAAGCAACUCCUCAGGCCUGAUUGGCUCGCCAACCACGAGAACUUCUGCGUCAAAGCAUGUAAUUCACUCACUAUCGUCAAGAAGCUGGAUUUCAAGCACAUACACGAGGACGAGUUCACGCGCGAGUCGCAAAAAGAGAUUGUUGAGGAGCGGGCGACCGCCGGUAUGAAGCGAGUCAAGCGCACGGCCGAAGAUGAGGAGGAAAAGCUGGAUGCGCUCGAGCUGUGGUUGAAGGGCGGGGAGAGGCCCGACAUGUAUGAUGUUGCCGUUGCGCUGUGUCGAAUUGUUCUGGAGAACGCGAGGAUGCAGGACUCCUUGCUGCUCAUGACGUUGCUUGAUACCGAUAGGGAAACCCUACAGAGGCGUGGCUACGACAUCGACAAGUACAAGAACUUGCAGGACUUCUCGGUAGAGGAGGCGAAACGAGAACAAAACAAACCGCAGGAACCAGAGGAAGAUGAACCCGGUGACGAGUCGAGACCUGUGUUCGACGACUGGCGCCGGAAGUUCUUCCGUUUCAUGGGGCGUAACAAGAAGAAGAGAGGUGGUCCGCUCAAUGUUAAAACUCUUGAUGACGAGGCGCAAAAGGCCUUGGACGGGUGCACGCCCGAAGGCGAUGAGAAACUCAACAACAAGGAAAUGGGAAACGAGCCGAAAGAAAAGCAUGCGCCGGAUUACUGCAAGGGGCGCGAAUUCUCUCUCGACAAGUCAGUGGAGCUUAACGGCAUCACCGUCUACGAGCCUCCCUCCGGCAUCAACCUCCCCAGGGUAGCACUGCAUGAAUUCCUCGACAUGAUCCGGGACAUCAUGACGGAAGUCUACAAACAACCGUUGCGAAAGUUCCACGUGUUCUACGACAAGGAUCCCGAGCUUAUGGGAUUCAACCGCUCACAAGCUGUUUUCCUCAAUCUUGGCUAUUUCGAGACCCACCAUUACCGAAGAGAUAUGGCUCAAGCGCACAUCGUAUGGUACUUCGUCAUCGCUCACGAAGUUGCGCACAACAACGAGCCGUUCCACGACUCGAAUCAUGUCAGGCUUUUCUCGAAGAUCGCAGAGAUGAAAUUCCUUGAGCUCAACGCCCUGUUGGAGAAGAAGGGCCUUCUCACGAAGAAGUAGGGGAUGGGGCGUACUGCAUGCUAAAUUUUACUCACUCAUUUGGACUUUUUAUCUGUCGACUUUUUCCUGCUUUCUUGCUCUCAUCUUGCUUAGUGCCAUUGCUCUCGUUUACCAUUUCGGUCGCAUGUGUUACGGAUUUCAGUCUAUCAUCUCAUAUCGCCUCAUUAUGUUAUCAUAUCAUACUAUGUUCAUCUAUCUAGUAAUAAUC